Messenger RNA from Oncorhynchus nerka (sockeye salmon), 2037 nucleotides. Its product is annotated as calcipressin-2-like. Gene Ontology annotation, cellular component: nucleus; cytoplasm. The coding region runs from base 228 to 827 and encodes 199 amino acids. Gene Ontology annotation, biological process: calcium-mediated signaling. The record is from RefSeq and is a predicted model, not a curated record. Lineage: Eukaryota; Metazoa; Chordata; Actinopteri; Salmoniformes; Salmonidae. Gene Ontology annotation, molecular function: nucleic acid binding; calcium-dependent protein serine/threonine phosphatase regulator activity. The transcript is spliced from 4 exons.
UUCUGACGGUCGUUCUGUAUUGAAGCGGAGAGUGAGAGUAGGAGAGUGAGAGUUUACAGCUGCAGCAUCACUUCCUAUAGCGCACCCAAACUGCGAGGACACCACUUCAUCCGAAGCAAACCCAUUGGAGUGUACAAUCACCUGCGAGGCUGUGACUGCACUUUCUCUGAAGCAGACAAGAACCCAACGAAAUAUUUUAUUUAUUUAUUUAUUAGCUACGAAAGGGAAUGCCAUCUAUAAAUAUGAAACUGGAGAUGGUGACCAUUAUCGCCUGCGAGGUAGAUACCGACGUGUUUACGUCCGACAAAAUGCAGGAGCGGUUUGAGGCCUUAUUCAGGAUCUAUGACGAGCAGACGUCCUUCCAGAUGUUCAAGAGCUUCAGGCGAGUCCGCAUCAGCUUCAGCACUCCGGAGGCGGCCGCCCGCGCUCGUGUCGAGCUCCACGAGACCGAGUUCAAUGGGAAGCAGCUCGAGCUUUACUUUGCCCAGGUUCAGAACUCUGGGGAGGACAUAGACAAGUCGUACCUGGCCCCUCCCGCGCCCGUCAAACAGUUCCUCAUCUCGCCCCCCGCCUCGCCGGGCGUGGGCUGGAGCCAGAGCGAAGACGCAACGCCUGUCAUCAACUACGACCUGCUGUGUGCUGUGGCCAAGCUAGGCCCAGGGGAGAAUUAUGAGCUGCACGCGGGCACGGAGUCGACCCCCAGUGUGGUCGUGCAGGUGUGCGACAGCGACGCCGAAGACGACAACAACGCCGAAGCUCGCCCCAAGCAGAAACAGCAGAUUGUCCAAACCCGGCGCCCGGAUGGACCACCGCAAGUCCUCAACUAGGACCCUCCACUUCGGACCCCACUCCUACGACGCCCCAAAACACACACCUAGACCUGUCUUCUCUGUCUCUGCACUCGCAGAGACACAACGAGACAACGCCCCUCAUUUCAAUUCAACCAAAAACAAACAAACGACAAACAUUUGGUGGUGUUUGUGGACGGAGCGUGGCUAUUGGAUGGAAUGAGGCGGCCUGGCCUGUAUGGAUGAUGGAGGAUGGAUGAGAUUCACACGCACACUCAUCACACUCAAAGGAAAGAGAGGGAGGGAUAACGGAACCCUUGACCCUUACUCAGCCAGGGGCGGUAAUGUAACACCGUGUCCCCCCUAAAGCAGGCACACUGUCAUAGAAUCAUACACUCAGCUCUCAUAUGUGCUAGUACUGUAGUAGUUCCGCUAGUCUGACCUCUCCUUCUUCUUUCCUUCAUUUCCGUCAUCGGUUAGUUGUGUGCAAUGGACUUCGGGGACAUGCAAUACCUCCGAAGAGAGAUUUUGGUUGUUUACAUCGGUUCUUCUUCUGCUCUUUUAUCAUAUCAGCCGAUUGGUUGUUUCUGCUAUCACAGGAAUCAGGAGUGAUUGCCUGGUAUUCCUCUCGUCUGCAUGUAUAUAUGAGUUCUUAUGAGAAAAAUACUUACUACAGAGACUCAAACACUAAACUACUGUACGAAGCAAAGGAACCUAUCGAGGUCACACACGACAUAACAAAAGGUCGCCAUGUGGUAACAACAAUGUUGCGGUGGUGUUCGCACUUUCUUUUUUUGGUUCUGCUUCUGUCCUUCUUUUUUUUAAAAUCAGAGAUGUGUAUGUUGGUUUUUGCUGAACUAGAUGUGUGUUCUUCCUCUUAACAUGUAUUUGAUACCACAAACGAUCGUUUUUUUUGCAUGCUUACUUACUAUAGUCGGCAGCUGAUGCGUUUUAUACUGGUCCAGACGACAGGGAAAUGGAAUGACUCUUUUGACGACACGCAUAUCUAUAAUUUUAUAGUGUCAAGGGAGAGGCUGGCUGAGCAAGAUAUAAGACUGAGAGUGAAACGAAACCUUUACAGUGUGAGUAAAGGCCUAAGAGUAGGUCUCUCUCUUAAAGCCUAAUAGUUGGGCUUUAGGAUAGGAGUAAAAGCUAGCGUUAAUCUUCAAGAGUGUUGAUGUUUUUUCAGGGGGCAUUUUUAUGAUUCCCAUCUUUCCGGUAAUGGUUUUUGGUUCUUGUUAUGAUAUCA